Messenger RNA from Dunckerocampus dactyliophorus (ringed pipefish), 1932 nucleotides. RefSeq names its product RAB guanine nucleotide exchange factor (GEF) 1 (gene rabgef1). Lineage: Eukaryota; Metazoa; Chordata; Actinopteri; Syngnathiformes; Syngnathidae. Gene Ontology annotation, molecular function: small GTPase binding; guanyl-nucleotide exchange factor activity; DNA binding. Gene Ontology annotation, biological process: vesicle-mediated transport. The record is from RefSeq and is a predicted model, not a curated record. The transcript has 10 exons. Gene Ontology annotation, cellular component: cytosol; endocytic vesicle. The coding region runs from base 280 to 1827 and encodes 515 amino acids.
UCAAUGUUCCGCCUCUUCUAGUGACGAACAAUGCAUAUAUUCAAAUAAGUACAGUGGCAAAUAUUGUGCUACAUUCCACAUAUAUCAAUAUCACAGGGUCAAUUUUAUGUAACUGAGUCAGUAAAAUUUUCCAUCAUAUCCACUUCCGGUUAUUCUCGAGGAAGACGUUAGAUUCUCGUCGUGACCGCCCGCAAAGUUCACUGCCAUCGGAGAGGAAAGAGGAGAAUAUAUUUUAUAUUAUUUGUCUACAUUGAUGACAGCAGUGAAAAACAUUACAGCAUGAGUCAGAGGACGGAGCGUCGUGGCAUCCAUGUGGACCAGUCGGAGCUCCUGUGUAAAAAGGGAUGCGGUUACUAUGGCAACACGGCCUGGCAGGGCCUGUGCUCCAAGUGUUGGAGGGAGGAGUACCAGCGGGCUCGACAAAAACAGAUCCAGGACGACUGGGCCCUAGCUGAAAAGCUGCAGCGAGAAGAGGCGGCGGCCGCGUACGGCAGCAGUCAUGGGGUGCCAGCCCAGACCCAGUCCACACCACCAACCCACUCCUCUCUCGGACCCUUCUCCAAGUUUGAGGAGAAGAAAACCAACGAGAAGACACGGAAAGUCACGACAGUCAAGAAGUUCUUCAGCCCGUCGUCACGCACUGCUUCCAAGAAAGAGUCUCCCGAGGUGAAGACGACCAGUCCGUCCAUGAGCCGCCAUGCUAGACUGGACUUCGACUCUGACCAGGUCUCCAGGGACUUUGUGGAGUUCUUGAAGAACUUUCAGCGGCCCGGCCGGGAGAUCCAUAAACAGUGUCGGAGCUUCCUUCUCAGCAUGUCCGGCAAGAAGGACCUGAAUGCAGAAGAACUAUCAGAGUGUGUUCAGGAUUUCUACCAGAGCAUGGCGGACCGCCUUACGAGUCACUUCAAAGGUUCCUCCGAGCCCGUAGAGCAGGUGAUGGACCAAGUGGAAAAGUACAUCAUGUCUCGUCUGUACAAAAGCGUUUUCUGCCCGGAAACUACAGAUGAUGAGAGGAAGGACCUCGCCAUGCAGAACAGGAUCAGAGCUCUUCACUGGGUCAACAUUCAGAUGCUUUGUGUACCGAUGGAUGAGGAAAUACCAGAAGCGUCAGAAAAUGUGGUCAAAGCCAUAACAGACAUCAUCGAGAUGGAUUCCAAGAAGGUUCCUCGCGACAAGCUGUCGUGUGUCACGCGAUGCAGCAAACACAUCUUCGCUGCCAUCAGGAACACCAAGAGCGAGCCGGCGUCAGCGGACGACUUCCUCCCCGCCCUCAUCUACAUCGUGCUCAAGGCCAACCCGCCAAGACUCCAGUCCAACAUCCAGUACAUCACGCGCUUCUGCAACCCCAGCAGGUUGAUGACGGGAGAGGACGGAUACUACUUCACCAACCUGUGCUGUGCAGCAGCCUUCAUCGAGAAGCUGGAUGCUCAGUCUCUCAACAUCACUCCAGAGGAAUUUGAGUGCUACAUGUCGGGCCAGGCCUCGCCACGGGUCCCCAACCCGACGGGGAACGAUUGGCACCACCGCGACACCCUACCGUACCCCGCGGAGCCCCCGAGCCCUGCCCUGGCCCAACUCCACCGCAACCUGGAGCUCCUGUCGGGCCUCUGCAGCCGCCAGGAGACCCUGAUGGGGGAGGCCCGGAGGCUGAGGGAUGACCUGCUCUCCUGGCCCGACAGCGUGCAGCGGGAGGUGCACAACGUCAUGGAGAAACACCCCCUGAAGGUGCUGGGUUGCACAGUGUCGGCCAUGGACGACAAUGCUGACAAUGCGGACAACGACCUGCUGCCCCUGCCGCUCACGCCGCAGGUGUUUGCUGGAAGCUGAUGAAGGCCGCCGGCCUGCAGGAGUGCAGAGCCGGGAACAUCUUGGCUAACACCCCCCUCCUCCAUCCCUCCAUCCUCUCAUCACGUCGCAAGGUUAGCGCUAAUA